AUGCUCCAUUUGUGGCGUUUCGCUGUGCUGGUCGCAGCUCUGCUUGUUGCUGCUGUCUUGGGACAAACUAACACCUCGCAGUCUGGAUGUGAGGUUUGUGCAAUCACAGGUGACUGUUCAAAGGCUUAUCAAGGCACUCCAGGCAAGUUUUGUGGUAAUUGGCUGGACCAGCAGAAUGAGCGACGUCCAUGCUGCUGCCCUGACGACGCCGUCUGCAAGGUAUCGAACUACGCCUGCAAUUGUGGCUAUGUCGGCAUGGCGGGACGGUAUCCUGCAGGUAAUGAUGAUGGUGGUCUGCUGUGGCUGUGGUCUCUUCUCGGGUCGCUAGCGCUGUUGCUAUGCUGCUGUGGUUGCUGCUUCAUGGCGGCCAAGCGAGUGAGAGACCGUCAAGACCAAGACAGCCCAAUUCCGGUUGCGGCUCCUGUGGCAAGUCCGAUCCCUGGAGGCGUGGGUAGCCAGCCAUACGGGGCCACCUCGACAGCGUAUGCUUGCGACCCGCCCUAUCAACUAGGAUAUGCUACUGCUACACCAGCUUAUGGCCAGUAUCAUGGUCAAAGCAGACGUGGAGGCGGCAUGGGAGCUGGUACCGGUGCAGCACUGGGCGGUACAGCCGGUCUGCUCGGUGGACUAAUGCUUGGAGGGGCGCUAGCUGAUCAUGGCGACUCUUAUGAUAAUGGAGGUGACAUAGGAGGCUUUGAUAGCGGAGGGGGUGACUUUGGUGGAGAUUUCUGA
Messenger RNA from Peronospora belbahrii, 732 nucleotides. The record is from the annotation of a GenBank genome assembly. NCBI's taxonomy places the organism in Eukaryota, Oomycota, Peronosporomycetes, Peronosporales, Peronosporaceae.